CUCCCCAGAAAACUGGGACCAACGAUUUUGAAGCUUUCCAACUUCACACUUCUCAGUUGUACAAACGCGCCUCUGUACAUUUCCUUCAUGAGCUGUAACAAGCUUCAACGAAGCUGAUAACAGUGCGGCUGUAAGCCUCGAGGGCCUCGGCAUUACGACGAUAUGAUGGCAGGCCCCUUCCAACCAUCCCGUGACGAUAUCAAGGCUUUCCUGAGCUUGGUCCCCGAUGUACCUGAAUCAGAAGUUAUAUUACGAUUGAAGGGAAAUAACAACAAUGUCGAGCAAGCCAUAGGCGAAUACUUUGACGACGCUGGGUCUGGAAACAAGUACCAUUGGAAUGAAGCGGAGUUCAGCAGCGAUCGGGAGGGUACUCAAAACAAUGCUGGAAUAUCGUUCAACAUACACGCCGCUGAUGACAUUGGAUCAUAUGGAACAUUCUCUGGAGCUCCUUCCCGACCGCCUUCGCGGACAAGCAACAACAAGUCUCCACUCAGUAAGGUCAUAGACUUGACUGCAGAGCAUGCACUAGCCGACCCUAGGACUUCGAUGUCUCAUCAGGACCAGCAUGACCGGGAAUUGGAACAAGUACUUUCUCUUUCGAGACAGGAAUGUGGACUACCACCGCAAGAAAGUGGAAUAACUGGCACAGACCAGAAAUACUUUGGCCCCGCGACCCGCAAUGAAUACGAGCAAGGCAAGUGGGAGAUGGUUCCUAUGAGCAAGAGCUCUGCUCAAGAAAUCAUGUUGGACCCUGGCCCUGCGGAGCGGAAACGAGACCUCGACGUACCUGCCUUCUUGAAGCCCAGCAUACAGAACCACCGUCUCAAUGCUCUAUUCACAAUCUAUCAUGAAAUUCCUCUUACUCGAAACAUCUUUCUAAAGCCGAUGGACGUCCUCCCCAGUUAUGGAAAUGAUAAUGAGUGGUGGACUGGCAAAACGAUUGAUCUUCCAUCAUUAACUGGCGAAGAUUCUCCCGAGGAACAAACGGUCGACAGAGAGCUUCAGCGGAUCAUGGCUUUCCUUGAUAAGACGGACCGCAGUUAUGGUUCUGCUGAUGCGUUGGCAAACAUGGCUGAUGUGAAGAAGGCAUCACGACACUGGGACACAGCUGAGGCAGCCGUAAUGGCCGCGUGGAAACAUUUAUUGGCUGAAGAGAAUCAUGGUGUAGUGAAGAAGGUUUUCAGCAGAGGUGUCGAAUCGGAAGAACAGGAAGAUACCCCGCAAGGAACAGAGUUUGCCAUCCUCGAACUGCCACUCCCACCCGAGGACUCUGACCAGGAGAAUAUCUACGACAUCGCUGAUGACAUGCUGUGGCCUAAUUUACUGUUGCGAGACGCCGACAAAUGCUCGUACUUGUCACAUGUGGCUGAUGUCAUUGCUUUCCGAUUCGAGGGCAACAUGGAGUCGUAUAAGAAGAUCGACAUCCCUGCUGUCUGGUAUCCAGAUCGGUAUCUGAAAGAUGGAAGACAGGCAGCUUUAGAGAUGCGUCAGAAGAAGGUUGUGGUUAAAGAAACACUGGAGCAAGCAUCUCGCUUGGAAGAUUAUUUGACGUCCUAUCAGAUGCGUGGACCCGGUGGAGGGAAAGUCGUGAAGGUUCAGGAUCUGUUCAAAGCUUCACUCAGACAUGACGAGGCCGAAAUCCUGGAAGACCAGACGAUUGAUGACUCAGAGCUUGAUGGUAUUCCAACUCAGCGCCAGAGCAAGGCUGCAGCAGUCCUCUCUAAAGAACUGCAAAAGGUCAUGGCGAAGAUUGACAGGAAGUUGACGGCUUUGAAUGAAUCCAAAGAAAAGGCGCGAGAGGAGUUGCGACAGCUCUCGAAACUUUAUACUGAACCUUCAAAUGACCCGUCGGAGCCCAAACUACAUGCUUACUCACUCCGUGGAGUCAGUAUUAGUAAGAGUACCUUUUACAUUUGCAGAAGAGCGGAGCCAGAUCUGAUUGAUAUGGAUCUGGAUGAUGAUGGACGGAAGGCCAGCGGUGAUCAAUGGUGGAGGAUCCACUAUACUCCAAUAGGAUAUAGUCCUGUGACUGUAGAAAAAACAACACUGGAUCAGGUUCUCGAGGCCACGAGGAAUGAAAUUAGAAAUGCGAUCCUCGUGUAUGCGAGCAAGUACGCAAUGGACAUGCAAGCCGUGGUAUUGCCAAAGGCCCUAGAGACGUUUGUGCGAUUCGACAACGCGUCCUUCAAGGUAGAGCUUACUGCACCUGAAGAGUCUCAAACCGUAGGUUGGGACACCGAAGAGUCUGUUGAUACUCAGAUGGAUUCUUCUCAAUUGUACCAACGCGUGAAUGUCACAGAAACGGAGCUGAGAGGAAGCGAUGAAUCAGCAACUGUAGAUGGUCACCUGGGUAAUGGAGGCGGAAUCAUGGAAGAUGUCGUGACAACGAAUGGAGAGCAACAUGAUAUCAUUGUGGGCGUUGAUCCGAGUCUGAUUAUGAAGAACAAUGAGGGUGCGGGACAGGAGAUGAAGGAGCGUGGCAUGAUGCCAAUGUUGUCGGGUCGGAAGAUGAGCAUGCAGCAGAUGGGCACGAUCGAUAGUAUGGAUUUGGAUCAGGUGGUGGUGGAGGAUGAGCAUAUUGCCGAGGAGAGCACGGCCGUUAAGCGGGUAGGAUUUACGGAUUGAGAACCCUGAUCGGCGAGCGGGUUACAUUAUCAUGAAGCCGAUGAUACCCAGGCUACAAGAGCGUUGCGGGCAUGCUAAGUUUUAAUUGAAACCCUUUGAACGAGU
Molecule: messenger RNA, 2730 nt
Organism: Hyaloscypha bicolor E
Lineage: Eukaryota; Fungi; Ascomycota; Leotiomycetes; Helotiales; Hyaloscyphaceae
Exons: 9
Coding region: 163-2625 (820 amino acids)
Biological process (GO): protein deubiquitination
Cellular component (GO): cytosol; nucleus
Source: RefSeq, a predicted model, not a curated record